Molecule: messenger RNA, 778 nt
Organism: Prionailurus viverrinus (fishing cat)
Lineage: Eukaryota; Metazoa; Chordata; Mammalia; Carnivora; Felidae
Gene: LSMEM1
Product: leucine rich single-pass membrane protein 1
Exons: 3
Coding region: 1-384 (127 amino acids)
Source: RefSeq, a predicted model, not a curated record
AUGAAUCAUUCCCAGGACACCAGCUCUCGAAGCAUGCCUGAAGAUCGAAAGCUUUAUAUUGUGGAUUCCAUAAAUGACUUAAACAGACUGACCCUCUGUCCUGCUGGCUCACAGCAUCUGCUCCCUCUCCAGGAGAAAAUCCCAGACGUUGGCACUAACUCAGGAAACGGAAGUCACAGUCUAUUUUUUAUGGGGUUGAUAAUUGUGCUGAUUGUCAGUCUGGCACUGGUUUCCUUCGUGAUCUUUCUAAUAGUUCAAACUGGAAACAAGAUGGAUGAUGUGUCGAGAAGACUAACAGCUGAGGGAAAGGACAUAGACGAUCUUAAGAAAAUCAACAGCAUGAUCGUAAAGCGACUCAAUCAACUGGACGCUGAACAAAACUAAAGAAAUGAGCAUCUAAAAGCAGCCGCCAGCACCUGAGCUUGGCGCUUUAUUGGGUGUGCACGGGCUUAUGAACUGAGCAUGCGCAUUUCUGCAGGCAACAGACCAUCUGGUUAGUGAUCCCAACCCUGGGGCCAAGUUAAUGAUGUAGGGUUGGGAGCGACUCCAAGGCAAAGGGGUUUGGGGAUAGCAACCAGAAAAAGGGCUCGUUGUAUGCUGUGUCCUUCUGCUUUAUUGGGGUUAAGGGUGGCUGUUAUGGAGGAGAACCAAUAGUAAGCCAGAGAAUUUGGCUCUGUACAUACAACUUCUCUUACAAAAGGAGCUUUCAUCACCAGAACAAGUUCCCUGUGCCAGUGAGGUUCAUGGUGCCUCGUGCAUCUUUAUGAAUUCCUGUGAC